Molecule: messenger RNA, 1059 nt
Organism: Fusarium poae
Lineage: Eukaryota; Fungi; Ascomycota; Sordariomycetes; Hypocreales; Nectriaceae
Exons: 3
Coding region: 1-1059 (352 amino acids)
Source: RefSeq, a predicted model, not a curated record
AUGGUGAUUCAAUACCAAGGGGCUGAGGUCCCCAUCUCAUUCGCAUCAUGCAGCAUCCCCAUGAAGAUCAAAGCAAGUCUCCCCAACAAAUUCAACGCAAUCCGAAAUGCUGGCUUUGACGGAAUUGAGCUGUCCAUGCCUGAUAUAAUCAGCUACGGGGAACUACUGAAUGGUUCUUCGCCGAAAGAGGAUGAUUACGAUACCCUCGCCGAUGUGGCGAAGCAGAUCAAAUCAUUGACGGAUGAUCUCGGAUUGAAGAUCAUGAUGCUGCAGCCUUUUGCCAACUUUGAAGGUUGGAAGAAGGGCACGCAUGACAAACAGAGACAACAAGCUUUUGAUAAAGCCAGAGGAUGGAUUAAAGUCAUGGAGGCUGCCGGCAUAACUCUCCUCCAGGUCGGCUCAUCCGAUUCUGAAGGCAUCUCGUCUUCUUUCGACGACCUAGCCUCCGACCUUGCAGAAUUGGCAGACCUUCUCGCCGAAAAGAACUUUAGCAUCGCCUACGAAAACUGGUGUUGGGCGACCCACGCUCCAACAUGGAAGACAGUCUGGCAAAUCGUCCAAAAGGCCGAUAGGCCCAACAUCGGUCUCUGUCUCGAUACCUUCCAGACAGCCGGAUACGAAUGGGGUGACCCCACCACAAACGACGGUCUCACUCCAGCAAGUAGCUCCGAAGAGCGCCAGAAGCGAUGGGAAGCUAGCCUCCAAGAGUUAGCCGAGACCGUCCCGGCGGAUAAGAUUUAUCUCCUUCAAAUCUCAGACGCGUACAAGAUGGAUCCUCCAAUUGAAAACGUCAAGGAUGAGGAUGGAAGUAGACCUCGAGCCAGAUGGAGCCAUGAUUACAGGCCGUUGCCUUGUGAUGGUGGAUAUUUGCCGGUACAGGACAUGAUGGCUGCUGUGCUCAAGACUGGGUUCAGGAGUUGGUUGAGUGUCGAGGUAUUUGAUGGGCUUGAGGGUGAACACACGGAUAUGAAUGAGUAUACUCAGGCAGCUGUUGAGUCGGUCAAGAAGUUGAUCGACUUCAGUGCUCAGGGUACCAGACAAAAUGCGCUGGAAUCAUAA